CUCAAGUUUACGAGCAAAGUUCACUUUUCAAUCAUGAAUAUGCUGCGAGGUGUCUCCGUGUUGGUUAUGGUGUGCAUGGUGUCCGCUGCGAAGCUGCCAGGUUACAGUGCUGGAGGCGACUCUGGGUUGAGCGUCGAUCUCAGCGGUGCAGGAGGCCACGGCGGCGGCGCAGGAGGGGCUGGAAGCGUUUUCCCGGCCAUUUUCGUCGGCAAAGGAAACCUUCCUGCUAGUGCUAUUGGAGGCGCCGCCGGAGGCAUUGGCGGAGGCGCUGUUGGACAGGAGUACACUGGGACAAGCACUGGUCCUGUUGCUCCUGUUGUUACCGUUGAAGAAGAAUACACUGGCCCAGUUGCCGCCGUAUCGCCUGUUGUCACUGUAGAAGAGGAAUACACUGGGCCAAGCACUGGUCCUGUUGACCCUGUUGCACCUGUCGUUGCCGUUGAAGAGGAAUACACUGGGCCCAACGAAGUCGCACACGUCAGCCCCCCUGUGAGUGAAUACAGCUCACCAAACCACUAAAGCUUUAUGCUCUCGGGAUCAGUAUGACAUUGCUCCGAAUGGAUCAGUAUUCAUUCAAUAAAUACUUAUUUAUUAAA
Molecule: messenger RNA, 596 nt
Organism: Penaeus chinensis
Lineage: Eukaryota; Metazoa; Arthropoda; Malacostraca; Decapoda; Penaeidae
Product: PE-PGRS family protein PE_PGRS18-like
Exons: 2
Coding region: 34-519 (161 amino acids)
Source: RefSeq, a predicted model, not a curated record